ACGUCGAGAUUUCAAAGGUAUUUCUCUCAGAUUCAAUUCCUUAUUCUUGUCUCCGCAUACGAGAACGGGUUUUUUUAAUUUUUAAGAAAAACAACGAAAUAUCCAGGCGUUUCUGUCAGAACGAUGAAGUCACAGCUUGUGUUUGUCUUUAUACUGUUCCUUCUAAAGCACAAAGUCACCUACGCUACGAUGUGGCCGACCAAACAAUACUCAGAAAAAGAUGUGUACUUGCAAGGAUUCACCCUUGAGUCAUUCACUGUUGACAAGGUCUUUGAUUGUCACAUGAAGUGUGAAGACCACAUACUUUGUACAAGCAUCAACAUAAUUUUGACGGAAAACAAAUGUGAACUGAAGUACUCCACCAAAGCUGAACACCCAGCUAACUUCACCAUUCGACCCAAUACCAUCUACAUGGAGGUGCGGGAUUACAUUAAAGCGCCUGGCUCAGGCAAAGAAAAACCAGUUGUGUCCUGUAGUUGGUGGAAGAAGAUUGAACAAAACGCAAAGUCAGGUGUUUACUGGAUAACCCUGAAUGAACCAAUUAAGGCAUUCCAAUCCAGUGCAUUCCAAGUGUUUUGUGAGAUGAUCACCGAUGGGGGAGGCUGGACCCUUGUCUACAGCUAUACAUUUACUCGGUACAGUACGUUUAAAUCAACGUCAAACGCAGUCACCCCAAUACCAAACUGGCCCGUUGCGUGGUCCCCUAUGGGUUGGUCACCACAGUCAACGACAACCCCGCUCAGUGAGUCUUCCUACUCGGCUAUGGAGUUUAAACUGUGGAAGAACUUUGGCACCGAAUAUCUUCUCAAGUCCAGCAUCACAAACUGGGUAGCCUGUGUAGAAGGGACCGGAAGUCUUGUGAGGUGGGUGGCAGGAAGUCUGACCUGUAGAGUUGUCAACGCAAUUACAUCACCUUGCACAGAUGUUGCGCCAAACAAACUUGUUCUUCUUCCCUGUGGACCAUCAUAUAAUAAAGAUGAUAAAUUCCAAUUCCUUCUAGACGGAAGUUCCACCCCAGACUGCUGGCCUGCCCAUGAUCCCUGUGGUACUAGCCCCUUUGGUUCAUCCAACCACAAGACGAAUGUUGCCAACCCCAGUGGAACAGUUUACAUCCGAUGAUUCUUUAGGACAAGAAGCCAGUGAACUAUGACUUUAUCAUACACAAACUAAACUCAUUGAAAAUGAAUCGUCGUGUGAAAAGAUUUAAAUUCCUUUGAGCGUUU
Messenger RNA from Actinia tenebrosa (Australian red waratah sea anemone), 1223 nucleotides. RefSeq lists its product as uncharacterized. The record is from RefSeq and is a predicted model, not a curated record. Gene Ontology annotation, molecular function: oligosaccharide binding. NCBI's taxonomy places the organism in Eukaryota, Metazoa, Cnidaria, Anthozoa, Actiniaria, Actiniidae.